GAGAAGGGGGCCGGUCAAGGGAAGUGCGACGUGUCUGAGGAGCCUUUUUAUACCUCCUUCCCUGGAACCCGGCAGCCACCGCCGCCAUCCGCGUCUCUGCGCCCUGGACCCAGGCUCCGCCACAGCCGCAGCAUGUCGGGGGUCAAGAAGCAGAAGACGGACCAGCAGAAAUCCACCAAUGUGGUCUACCAGGCUCAUCAUGUGAGCAGGAAUAAGAGAGGACAGGUGGUUGGGACCAGGGGAGGAUUCCGAGGAUGUACCGUGUGGCUAACAGGUCUCUCUGGCGCUGGAAAAACAACCAUAAGUUUCGCUUUGGAAGAGUACCUUGUAUCCCACUCCAUCCCAUGUUAUUCCCUGGAUGGGGACAAUGUCCGUCAUGGCCUCAACAAGAACCUGGGAUUCUCUCCUGGGGACCGCGAAGAGAACAUCCGACGGAUUGCAGAGGUGGCCAAACUCUUUGCUGACGCCGGCCUGGUCUGCAUUACCAGCUUCAUUUCUCCGUUCACAAAGGAUCGUGAGAAUGCCCGCAAAAUCCAUGAGUUGGCAGGACUACCCUUCUUUGAGAUCUUCGUAGAUGCUCCUCUAAACAUCUGUGAAAGCAGAGACGUGAAAGGACUUUACAAACGGGCUCGAGCUGGAGAGAUUAAAGGGUUCACAGGCAUCGAUUCAGAUUAUGAGAAACCUGAAACUCCAGAGUGUGUGCUGAAGACCAACUUGUCUUCAGUAAGUGAGUGUGUGCAGCAGGUGGUGGAGCUUCUGCAAGAGCAGAGCAUUGUACCCCACACCACCAUCAAGGGCAUCCACGAACUCUUUGUGCAAGAAAACAAAGUUGAUCAAGUCCGGGCUGAGGCUGAGACCCUCCCGGCAUUAUCAAUCACCAAGCUGGAUCUGCAGUGGGUACAGGUUCUGAGCGAAGGCUGGGCUACUCCCCUCAAAGGCUUCAUGCGGGAGAAGGAGUACUUGCAAGUUAUACACUUCGAUACUCUGCUGGACGACGGAGUCAUCAACAUGAGCAUUCCCAUCGUACUGCCUGUUUCUGUGGAUGACAAGGCACGGCUCGAAGGGUGCAGCAAGUUCGCCCUGGUGUAUGAAGGUCAGAGGGUGGCUAUACUACAAGAUCCUGAGUUCUAUGAGCACAGGAAAGAGGAGCGUUGUUCCCGAGUGUGGGGAACAGCCACUGCAAAGCACCCCCACAUCAAAAUGGUGAUGGAAGGUGGGGACUGGCUCGUUGGUGGAGACCUGCAGGUGCUGGAGAGAAUAAGGUGGAAUGAUGGGCUGGACCAAUACCGCCUGACACCGCAGGAGCUCAAACAGAAGUGGAAAGACAUGAAUGCGGAUGCUGUGUUUGCAUUCCAGUUGCGCAAUCCUGUCCACAAUGGUCAUGCUCUGCUGAUGCAGGACACCCGCCGCAGGCUCCUGGAGAGGGGCUACAAGCACCCAGUGCUCCUGCUGCACCCUCUGGGGGGCUGGACCAAGGAUGAUGAUGUGCCGCUGAACUGGAGGAUGAAACAGCAUGCAGCCGUACUGGAGGAAGGAGUCCUGGAUCCCAAAUCAACUGUUGUUGCCAUCUUCCCAUCUCCUAUGUUGUACGCUGGUCCCACAGAGGUCCAGUGGCAUUGCAGAUGCCGGAUGAUUGCAGGGGCCAAUUUCUACAUCGUGGGCAGGGAUCCGGCAGGAAUGCCCCACCCUGAGACAAAGAAUGACCUCUAUGAGCCUACCCACGGAGGCAAGGUCUUGAGUAUGGCCCCUGGCCUCACCUCUGUGGAAAUCAUUCCAUUCCGCGUGGCUGCCUAUAAUAAAACUAAAAAGGCCAUGGACUUUUAUGAUCCAGCAAGGCAUGACCAGUUUGACUUCAUCUCGGGAACUCGUAUGAGGAAGCUGGCCCGGGAAGGACAAGACCCCCCAGAUGGCUUCAUGGCUCCCAAAGCAUGGAAAGUGCUGACAGAUUAUUAUAGAUCUCUGGAGAAGAUCAACUAAGUAUCCCUGGUUCUGGUCUCUCAGAAAUGCUCUUCUAUUAACGAUUUUUUUUUUCUAUUUUUGUGAUUAAAUGCUUUGUAUCCAAUUGCUCCUCGAUGACUAAUUUUAAAGUUAGAAUUUUGUAAGGAGGUAAAAAGUUGUGCCUAUAAUUUAAAACCAACUUUGUUAUGUAUAUGAAAGCCACUGGAGACUAAACUUUAGGUAAACAUUGUUCCAGAAUGAAAGCGGUUGUAUUUGACUUCAUCCUAGCAGUUACAUGUCAGAUUUCUUGAAAACGUGACCAUGUCUAGUUGACUUGCCCAAACAGAAGCAUACUUAACUUUGCCAAGCUGGAACUUACUGGAAGUAAUAAUGUCACUUACCAGAAGUAAUAAACCAUACCAACAACC
This is a messenger RNA of Phodopus roborovskii (desert hamster), 2366 nucleotides long. It is a transcript of the gene Papss2, whose product is annotated as 3'-phosphoadenosine 5'-phosphosulfate synthase 2. The transcript is spliced from 12 exons. Gene Ontology annotation, biological process: 3'-phosphoadenosine 5'-phosphosulfate biosynthetic process; sulfate assimilation. The record is from RefSeq and is a predicted model, not a curated record. NCBI's taxonomy places the organism in Eukaryota, Metazoa, Chordata, Mammalia, Rodentia, Cricetidae. The coding region runs from base 133 to 1977 and encodes 614 amino acids. Gene Ontology annotation, molecular function: ATP binding; sulfate adenylyltransferase (ATP) activity; adenylylsulfate kinase activity.